GUAAGGGUUUGCACGAUGUGUAACGUCGCCUGCAAUAGUGAAGAUGUAUAUAACAAACACCUAUCCGGGAAAAAGCAUGCUGCUCAGAUUAGCUUGAUGUCUGAUAAUGGUAUUGGUUCUUAUCUUGCCGCGUUUAAGCAUCUUGGCAUUGGUCCUUGGAAAAAAGGCCCAAAGAAAAUUUCUACCCAACCUGCAUGGUGCGAACUUUGCAAGAUCAGUUGCAACAGCAGGGAUGUAUAUAUGACACACUUAGCUGGGAGGAAACACCUGAGGAACCUGGGGUUGCUCUCAAAAUCAAAUAAUGCUUUGCAGCGUGCAACCAAUCCUGUUGUUAGGCCCCAGGAAAGGCCAAACACUUGUGAAGAUGAAGGGAUAAAUUCACAUAAGCCAAAUAAAGCAGCCAUGGUUGAGGAUAUUGAGGCAAAGAAACGUAAACUUAUAAAAGGUGGGGCAGCAGAAACUGAUAUUAGAAUAUGCACUCUAUGUAAUGUGGUGUGCAACAGCCAAACGGUGUUCAAUUUUCACCUUGCUGGGCAGAAGCAUGCUGUAAUGGUGAAGCUGAUGAUGCAGAAGCAGCCAGGAUUGCUUGCAGAAAUGUCAAAUAAUUUCAGAAGUGACACCGAUACUUCUUUUAACGCGGAGGAACUCUUGAAAAUUAAAACAAGAUGUAGAGAGCUUAGAAAAGAGAAGGACAUGAUAAAUUGUUCACAAUCCCAAAUUUUUGAGCUACUCCGGAUAAUAGAACUACAUGAGAAGUCAUUAUUAGAGACUAGCAUAAAAGAUAAGACACACAUACAGAGGUUGGAAGAAGAGCUAUUGAACUGCUCUCAGGAAAUAGAUUACCUUAAGGAUCAGCUUAAUGGAAGGAACAUGGAGGUCAAAUACCUGCAAGAGCUUGUUUACAGCUUUAAACUGAAAAUAAAGGAUAUGGAAGGCUUACAAGAUGAGGUUAUCAGGUUAAAAGAGGAGCUGCAGAGAUCCAGUUCUGAACAAUUUUUCUUGUUGAAGGAAUUAGUGACUAAAGAAAUGGAAUUGGAGAAGUCAACACUGUCCGUAGAGAAAUUGAAGGAAUCAAUUUCAUCCAUGGCAUUAGAGUCUGAAUGUGAGGUAGAGUGCAUGAAACUUGACAUGAUGGCCUUGGAGCAGAGUCACUUUGAGGCUAAGAAAAUACAGGAGGAAACUCUGGAGGAAAACACUAGAAUGAGUAGAUUGAUUGGAGAGCUUCAAUUUAAAUUUCAGGAAGCCCAAAAAAAUAUUGUCUCUCUGAAUGAGGAAAAUAAGAAACUUAACAAUAAGAUUGAUGCUGUCAAUGUGAACACCGGAAAUUUUUCUCAGAAGGUUGAAGAGUGGCUAGAAAAGAAGGACAGAUCACAACUCAAUGGUCAGUCUUCCUUGAGCGAACAAGAGAAGGGUUCAGACAUAUCAAAGGAUAUAAGUGUUUAUGGAGAAGUAUUGGGUCCACUCCUUGGGAGGCUAUCUUUGGCGUUGGAAACAGAUGCAGAUAUUAAAGAGGAGAUGCAGAAGAUGUCACAUCAGAUGCAAAAGUAUAAAACACUUGUGGAGAAACUUAAGGAAGAAUUAAGAGAAGAAAAGUUGAAGGCCAAAGAAGAAGCAGAGGACCUUGCUCAAGAAAUGGCAGAGCUUAGAUAUCAAGUUACAGGUUUGUUAGAAGAAGAACGUAAGCAUCGUGCUCGCAUUGAACAGGCAUCCUUGCAAAGAAUUGCCGAGUUAGAAGCACAGCUUCAAAGAGAACAGAGAAAAUCUUUAUUUGCUGUCCGCGGUCUCCCUGAAGUGUAGAAACUGGAAUUAUUCAAAGUUUUUCAAGUUCAUCAGAAGAGACUCAUCUUAGAGAUGUACUGAAAGAUGUAGGAUGUCUUCUCAUGUCUUGGUUCCUGGAGAAGAGAAAUGAAGUGGCUGUACAGAAGAACUAGCUCGUGCGUGUCACAGUGUAUUUUGUGAUAUGGGGUGCAAGAAUUGAUAUAAACACAUUGAAUUUUUGUACAGAUGCCUGCGAUCUCUCUCUCUCUCUCUCUUCUUUCUUGCAAUAGUCUUGAUCAGGGUGGGAAUGUCUGUUAUGAAGGAUUGACUUCUAGGUCAAUUCUGUCAUUUGAAAUUUUGCUAUUUUUUUAUAUUGGGCGUGAGCAACCUAGUAUUGUGAUGUUUUCAGUACGCCCUAGACGAAUCGUAGGUCAUGGCUUGAGCAUAACAGUUGCUCUUGUAAUUGUAAAUUCAUCUAUUUAUGUU
Molecule: messenger RNA, 2244 nt
Organism: Neltuma alba
Lineage: Eukaryota; Viridiplantae; Streptophyta; Magnoliopsida; Fabales; Fabaceae
Product: sarcolemmal membrane-associated protein
Exons: 10
Coding region: 16-1797 (593 amino acids)
Molecular function (GO): nucleic acid binding; zinc ion binding
Source: RefSeq, a predicted model, not a curated record